Alligator sinensis (Chinese alligator) is the source of this 939-nucleotide messenger RNA. RefSeq names its product olfactory receptor 1052-like. Bases 1 to 939 code for a protein of 312 amino acids. Gene Ontology annotation, cellular component: membrane. Lineage: Eukaryota; Metazoa; Chordata; Crocodylia; Alligatoridae. The transcript has a single exon. The record is from RefSeq and is a predicted model, not a curated record. Gene Ontology annotation, molecular function: olfactory receptor activity; odorant binding; G protein-coupled receptor activity. Gene Ontology annotation, biological process: sensory perception of smell; G protein-coupled receptor signaling pathway.
AUGGGUGAAGACAAUCACACCACAGUGAAAAAAAUCAUUUUAGCUGGAUUAACAGACCGUCCAGAGCUGCAGCUCCCUCUCUUUGUCACAUUUUUCCUCAUUUAUGUUAUGACUUUGCUGGGGAACUUGGGAAUAAUCAUGUUAAUCAGGAUCGACCUACAGCUCCACACACCCAUGUAUUUUUUUCUCAGCCAUUUGUCUUUUGUAGAUGCCUGUUAUUCAUCUACCAUUGCUCCAAAUAUGCUGGUCAAUUUCUUAAUGGAGAGAAAGGCCAUCACUUCCACUGGUUGUUUUACACAAUACAGCUUUUUUGUGGUGUUUGUCACCACUGAGAUGUUCCUUUUGGCUGUGAUGGCAUAUGACCGCUAUGUGGCCAUCUGUAAUCCACUGUUCUACACGGUCAUUAUGACUAAGAAGGUCUGUGUGAUGCUGGUGGCUGGGUCUUAUCUCUGGGGUUUGGUGAACUCUUUGGUACAAACAGGUGGUUUGUUAAGUUUGUCCUUUUGUGGCUCUAAUGUAAUCAACCACUUCUACUGUGAUCUCACCCCUCUCCUAAAACUGUCCUGCAGUGACAUCUUCAUUAAUAAGAUGCUACUUUUCAUCUUUGGCAGUUUGUUUGAAACAAGCACACUUCUGAUUAUAAUCAUGUCCUAUGUUCUCAUCAUUGUGGCCAUGCUGAGAAUUCGUUCAGUACAGGGAAGACAAAAAGCCUUUUCCACCUGUGCCUCCCACUUGAUGGCUGUCAGCAUAUUCCAUGGGACAAUUCUCUUCAUGUAUUUCAGACCCAGUUCCAACUAUUCAUUGGAUACAGAUAAAAUAGCCUCUAUUUUCUACACGUUAGUGAUCCCAAUGCUAAACCCUCUGAUCUACAGCCUCAGGAACAGGGAUGUGAAAUGUGCUGUCAGAAAAGUGAUGGAGAGAAAAGUGUUUACUCUAUGA